This is a messenger RNA of Cryptosporidium ubiquitum, 762 nucleotides long. RefSeq names its product U2 small nuclear ribonucleoprotein. The record is from RefSeq and is a predicted model, not a curated record. Gene Ontology annotation, biological process: mRNA splicing, via spliceosome. Lineage: Eukaryota; Apicomplexa; Conoidasida; Eucoccidiorida; Cryptosporidiidae. Gene Ontology annotation, molecular function: protein binding; U2 snRNA binding. The transcript has a single exon. The coding region runs from base 1 to 762 and encodes 253 amino acids.
AUGGAUACUGUAUUGACUCAACUAUCAACUAUUUUCUUAAACAAGAUUAACGAAUCAUAUUCACUUAAUAUAAGAAAUUCAAAAAUUAAAACAUUUGAUAAUACUGGAAUAUUAAGAGAUCAAUUUGAGUGUAUAGAUUUAAGCGACAACUCCAUUUCUUCUCUUAAUCACAUUUCAAAUUUAAAUAGACUAUCAACUUUUAUUGCAUGCAACAAUGAAAUUGAGUAUAUUGAAUUUGGGUUUACCAAUAGUUUGCCGAAUCUUGAGAGUUUGGUUUUAACUAAUAAUAAACUUAGAAGCAUUGAAUCAAUAUCGGCAAUUUUCCUUCUGAAAAAUCUGAAAAGAUUAUCAUUGGUUAAUAAUCCGGUUACAAAGGUUCCAAAUUACAAAACUAUAUUAAUAGGAAUGCUUCCUAAUUUAAUUUAUCUGGACUUCCAAAAGAUCAGUAAAGUUGAAAGGAGCACAUCAGAGUUAUUCUUUGAGACUAAUAGUAUUGGAAGAGAGUUAUUAGUUCAUUAUUCUUCAGCCGAAAAUUUUGAAAGAAAUUUUAUAAAAAAUAUAAGUAGAUUUUCCCCUUCAAAGAUAAAUGUAAUAUUGGAUUCAUCAGAAAAUAAACCAAACCAUAUUCAACUGAACAAUAUUAAGAUAGCAAUCUCUGUUUGUAAUGACAUCGAAAAAUUAAGAAUCCUUGAAGAAUCACUUAUCAAAAAUAAAAUUUCACCAGAAGCACAAGAAAUUAUUGAUGAUUUUAUUAGCAAAUAA